Messenger RNA from Pistacia vera, 3327 nucleotides. RefSeq names its product acyltransferase-like protein At3g26840, chloroplastic. Gene Ontology annotation, cellular component: membrane. NCBI's taxonomy places the organism in Eukaryota, Viridiplantae, Streptophyta, Magnoliopsida, Sapindales, Anacardiaceae. The record is from RefSeq and is a predicted model, not a curated record. Bases 37 to 2013 code for a protein of 658 amino acids. The transcript has 14 exons.
CAACAUCCGUGAAAUUGUUUCACUAGCUCCUUUGCUAUGACGACAAUUGCAGCUUCUGUGGCCGCUUUGUUACCGGUUUUUCGGUCGAUUCGGAGACAUGUGGCAGUCAAAACGACGUCAUGUUUGGCGGAGAUUAGAAGGUUGGAGAUGAGGAAUGUACAAGGUACGAGAAAGAGAUUGAAGGAUUACUUCGAGGAGUCUAAAGAUUUGAUUAAAUCAGACGGUGGUCCGCCUUGCUGGUUCUCGCCGUUGGAGUGUGGGUCCUGCUCUCAGGGUUCUCCUCUCCUCUUCUUUUUGCCUGGAAUUGAUGGUGUGGGACUUGGACUAAUAAAGCAUCAUCACAUGCUUGGAAAGAUUUUUGAUAUAUGGUGCUUGUAUAUUCCAGUCAAGGAUAGAACAUCAUUUACAGGCCUUGUCGAGCUGGUUGAAGAAACAGUUAGGUCAGAAAGUCAUCAUUCACCAGCUAGACCUAUAUAUCUUUUUGGAGAAUCUCUUGGGGCAUGCAUUGCACUAGCUGUUGCAUCUCGCAAUCCUGCUGCAGAUCUUGUACUAAUUUUAGCUAACCCAGCUACAUCUUUCGGCAAGUCACAGCUCCAAGCAUUACUACCUUUUUCGGAAGUCAUCUCUGACCUACUCGAUCUUAGCUUUCCUUAUAUACUGAGCUCAAUGAAAGGUAAUCUUCUGAAAAUGGUGACCGCUAGCAUGGUGAAGGGAAUUCCUUUGCAACAAACAGUUGCAGAUCUAUCUCAAGAUUUAGUUGCAAUGCCAUCUUACCUCUCUGUUCUCACUGACAUCUUACCACAAAAAACAUUGAUCUGGAAGCUUCAGAUGCUUAAAACAGCUUCUGCAUUUGUCAAUUCAUGCAUUCAUGCUGUAAAAGCUCAAACGCUGAUACUUUCCAGUGGAAGAGAUCAAUUGCUACCUAGUAAAGAGGAAGGUGAAAGACUUUGUCAUGUACUACAAAAGUGUGAGACUCGGCAUUUUUGGAACAAUGGUCAUUUCCUUUUUUUGGAAGAUGGUCUUGACUUGGUAAGUAUCAUCAAGGGUUCAUAUUUCUAUCGUUGUGGAAAGUGCCUCGACUAUGUAUCAGAUUAUGUGCCAUUAACCCCUUCUGAAUUUAAUAGAGUAUAUGCAUAUCACAGAGUACUUAGCUACAUUUCUUCUCCCAUGCUACUCUCCACUUCUGAGGAUGGGAAGAUUGUGAAGGGACUUGGGGGCAUUCCUUCUGAGGGACCAGUCUUGUUCGUCGGCUAUCACAUGCUUUUGGGAUUGGAAUUAAUCCCUAUGAUCUGUCGACUCUUUAUUGAAAGGAAAAUAAGUUUGCGAGGAGUAGCACACCCAUUUUUGUUUACAAAAUUGAGAGAAAAUUCAUGCCAUUAUAUACCACCAUUUGAUGCAAUCGCAAUGACUGGUGCCGUUCCUGUCUCAGCAAAUAACUUCUAUAAACUUCUAUCAUCAAAGUCUCAUAUCCUAUUAUAUCCGGGAGGUUUACGUGAGGCUCUUCAUCGGAAGGGUGAGGAGUAUAAGUUAUUCUGGCCAAAACAGCCGGAAUUUAUCAGGAUGGCGGCUAUAUUUGGAGCUAAAAUUAUACCAUUUGGUGUUGUUGGAGAAGAUGAUCUCUCUAAAAUACUUUUUGAUUAUGACGAUCAAAUAAAUGUUCCUUAUAUGCGGUCCAAAAUAGAAGAAGUGACAAAUGAAGUCAAGAAGUUCAGGACAGCGACAGAUGGGGAGGUGGCCAACCAACAUUUACACUUUCCUAUAAUUCUGCCAAAAUUUCCGGGUCCGUUUUAUUAUUAUUUUGGGAAACCAAUUGAAACAGAAGGGAAGAGUGAGGAAUUAAGAGAUAGGGAGAAAUCUCGUGAACUAUACUUGCAAGUUCAAGCUGAGGUUGAGAAGUGUCUAACUUUUCUUAAGGAGAAAAGAGAAAAUGAUCCGUACCGGAAUAUGUUGAACCGGCUGGCUUACCGAGCUACUCAUGGCCUUACAUCCGAAGUUCCCACAUUUGCACUGUAAUUCACCAUUUCUUAGCUCAUGUUUAGUCGGAAGCAAAUUAUAGGGAUUGCUAUGUUGAUCAAGUUUCUACAAGGCUUUAAAAUGGCAUUUUGCACCCAUGGUAUUUAUUAUUUUUGUAUUUCUUGUAUAAAGUUUGUUAUGUUUAAAAAUAUAAGGGCUAACGUAAGGUCCAGUUAGCAUGCAAAAAUCAGAUCAUUGGAAUGCCCGCAGCCUGCUUCUGUCAGAACAGUGGGCGGGCGCCAGGUCAGCUAAGAGCUAUGAUGAUCCCACGUGUUCAAUCCCUGCUCCAAAUCGUGCAAAUCUCUAUAGAAGGUGGGCAAUGUGAUAUAAAGAAGGAUUUUGCAAGGAUAAUCUCACUAACCUGCAGAUUCAGUGAUGAUUGCCUCAAUCAAUUCCUCUAUAAAUUGAGAGCUACUCUCUCAUUGAAGGGGAUUCGUAUAUUUUACAUUUGAUUAGAUACUUUUUCUCUCUCUCUAGAAUUUUCAGCAUUUGAUACCUUGUAUUACCAUUGUAAAGUCAGUCAGCUGAAGCGACCUGACCCUUAUCAUCAAUAUAAGCAUCAGUGGACGUAUGACUUGCUACCUUAGCAUCCGAACCACUUUAAAAAUUGUCUCCAUUGCAUUUACUGUCGUUUUCCUUUACAUUCACGUGUAUCUUUUGGGCCAAUUCAACAUUUCACACGUGUAUUUUGUUGGUGUAAAAAUCACGCAUCAACAGUUUGACGUUAGAGGAAGGGCAUGAUUUAGUGUUCAUCCUUCAUCAGGAGAAUCUCCAACUCACCGGUUCUACAACAGUAAAUGGCCUGUCAACCAGAACUUGAGCAAACCAACCAGGGCGUCGAGGGGCUUCCCCAAGUCCAGGGGGACACUUCUUCCAAGAAACCUUAGCUCUGUAAAAUGCUGCAGGGGAUAUCCCGUCAAGUUCACAGCUUGACCCUGCCAUCAGAAACUACCUGAAGAGGUUUGACAAUACUCUCCAGACGGUCAACCGAAGGUUGGACCGUUUAGACCAAUGCGUGCCAUCCAAGUCAGCUGCGGCGGUGCAAUCGCCAAAGACUCCUGCAGGUCGCGCUAAAGCGCAGCAAAGAGAAAUAGCCUUUGUCGCAAGCACUGUAGCGCGUAGACGAAAGGGUAAGCAAGUGGCAAAAAACAAGCCCACGAGCUCUAAAGGGCCAGCAAACAUCGACCGCGUCCCAAACAGAAUACCAGACUCGUUGAGACUCGGUGAAAGGACGCAACCCGAGCUAUUGUUAGAGUCAUGAAAGUGACUCUAUUUCGUUGAUAAAAAGAUCCCAUAUGUUAUUGAAUUGAAGUU